AUGUACUGGCUGCCGUGCCAAGGGUUUUUGCACCCAGAUACCACCUACAAAGAAAUCCAGGAAGGCACGUUUGACCCCGUUGUGGCAGCGGCCGUGUGCGGUAUCACGGCAGUCUUCGUGAGUCCCAGCGAUUCUGGUGGCGAGUUUGGUGUCAAAUGCAGCGCCCAUGUCGAAAUGUACCUGUUUCAAAACAUUUACAAGUUCUCCGACGAUCUUCUAGUUCUCUUUGCAUUAAGUAUCACAUUCAACCUUAUUCGUGGAGAAUUUGCCAAGCUUUGGCAAUCCUUUGGUGUCGCCUCGAGGCUGAUGCUAGGUCUACGGGUCAACUGGGAUGUACUGCCCCAAAAUCAAACGUUUGCUCAGCAAGAGUGUUUGCGACGUAUCGCUUGGCAGCUUUUCUACUUGGAUCGCAUGCUAGCGGGUGGGUAUGAAGAGUACAUCUCUUGUCGUGCCGAAAAUAUGCAAAUUGCCUUGCCAUGCUCGGAAGCAGCGUUUCGAGAAAACAGACCAAUCAAUGCCGAGAGAUUGUAUGACAAGCCUGGAAGUCAUCCCAGUACCAUCAAUUUACAUGGGUACCAGCUUCGUCUUAUUGAUCUGCGACACCGUAUACAAGUACUCCAAAAUGAGCUGACUCGAUUCCACAUGUCGUUGCCCCCCGAAAUCCUUCUGAGUGACCAAACCGUCGCUAAGUAUAUGGCGUCCCCCGAACGAGCCGGCUACGUGUUUCUGCACACUCACUUGGCCGUCAGCCACAUCGAUUUAUACCGGUUCUCGUUGCCAGGUCAGAGGGACAAGGUGUCGGUGGAGAUUCUCCGCAAGCUCCCGAGGGAGUUCAUAGCUCGGUCGCAGAAACAGGCAGUUGCUCAUGCAAUGUGCCUAGGCCGUUUUUGCGAUGCAAUUCAAAACGAGGUUGACCAGAUGCAUGAUACAGGGAAGCUUAAGCUUGCGGGCGAUCAUUCCACAUUUCAAAUGUCAACCCAAUGCGUUCGCGUGCUGCUGGUAGCUCUGCAGUAUGGGCUUUACCGAGACAUCGCUGAUGUUACGACGGCACCAUUAUGGCGGAGCGUUGAGGUCGACGAGGCACAUAUUCGGUUUCUUAUUGAUUCAGUUCAAAGAGUUACCAGGCCAUGGUGUGACAUAUUGAACGUUGCACAACAGGCGUACAACCACAACGCGACACUAGUUGAAGACUUCAGCAAGACCCGGAAAGUGGCGGACCAGAGAGCUGCUGUGAGCAUGUUUGGGUCCAAAUCCGAAGGUUCAACCCGCUUGCCAGGCCCCGACGCCAUUCUCGAGAGCAUCGCUACCGGCAAACCUGAAGAAUAUCACAGACGAAUGGCAUCGCACAGUCCUUCCGACUCGACACGGUGGCUUGGAUCCCAUCCGUCAUCGCCAACUCCAAACAUGUUUGCCACAAAGGCCGGAACUCAAACAACCGAGGCAAGUCAAGGGGAUGCUGCACCAGGUAUCCCACUGUUCCUUGCCCAAGCAAGAAAUAGGCCUGGCAGUGCUACACAAGAUCCGCUUACGUACGACGCUGAAAACUCUUUAAUGCCAAUGGGAGAUUUGGAUGCUGUGCUGCCAGACACAAACCCGCUUAUGAAUGUUGAGGGCGUGCCUAUGUCAGGGAUGCAUAGCGGUGACCCAUCCAUGUUUCAACAGGCGAUACCGCAACCAAGUGCAGGCUUCCUAAUGGCUCAGCAGAGCGUGUUUGGCGGCGAUGUCUUUAUGGAACACUAUAUGAAUCGACAACACGGCCAGGGCGGUUAUUCACAACCUCCUGGUGGCUAUUAG
Molecule: messenger RNA, 1794 nt
Organism: Metarhizium brunneum ARSEF 3297
Lineage: Eukaryota; Fungi; Ascomycota; Sordariomycetes; Hypocreales; Clavicipitaceae
Source: RefSeq, a predicted model, not a curated record